UUGAGUGGUUGCGGGAUUCCAGCUAGAGAGUCUCCGUUACCUAAAAGAGCCGACGGGGUCCGGCGUUCUCCUGUGUGGUGGGACUGGAAGUCGCCACCGCCGCGAGGCUGGCCGGCGGGAUCUGGACAGACACAGCCUUUGGCGGAAUUUCAGGAUGACUGACACUUCUGAAGCUGUUCCAAAUUUUGAAGAGAUGUUUGCGAAUAGAUUCACAGAAGAUGAUAAAGAGUACCAGGAAUACUUGAAACGUCCUCCUGAAAUGCCUCCAAUUAUUGAGGAAUGGAAUAGCAGAUCUGGUGGAAACCAAAGAAAUAGAGGCAAUAGGCUGCAAGAUAACAGACAGUUUAGAGGUAGGGAGAGCAGACGGGGAUGGCCAAGUGACAAUCGAUCAAAUCAGUGGCAUGGACGAUCCUGGGGUAACAAUUAUCCCCCACAACACAGACAAGAACCUUACUAUCCACCCCAAUAUGGACAAUAUGGUUACAACCCACGGCCUCCGUAUGGUUACUAUUGAUAGAAAUGUCAG
Messenger RNA from Urocitellus parryii (Arctic ground squirrel), 526 nucleotides. RefSeq names its product RNA guanine-7 methyltransferase activating subunit (gene Ramac). Gene Ontology annotation, cellular component: mRNA capping enzyme complex. Gene Ontology annotation, biological process: RNA 5'-cap (guanine-N7)-methylation. Gene Ontology annotation, molecular function: RNA binding. The record is from RefSeq and is a predicted model, not a curated record. NCBI's taxonomy places the organism in Eukaryota, Metazoa, Chordata, Mammalia, Rodentia, Sciuridae.